AUGGCCUACACGUUGUUAGCCACGUUAAUACUUGUCGCUCUUUCGCGUUCAUCCGCUGUGCCAAAACCCGCGUCACUUGAUCUCUUCGCCCCACUUCCGGAUUUCAAACACAAAGAGGAGCUAUUGGAGCACUAUGGCGACUUUAUGUUGUCCACGAUGAAUCGCAGCGUGGAUCCUUGUGAGAAUUUCUAUGAAUACGCUUGCGGUAGCUGGAAGGAGUCAAAGAUGUUGACCGAAAAGGCACGGAAUACGAGCGUCUUGGGUGUCAUUCAGGAGCGGAUUAACGAUCAGAUUUUGGCCUUCCUUCAGAAUGCCACGCAAGAGCAACUGCAGGAUAAGAAUCAUUCCACGAGUGCCGAGUGGAAGGCCAAACAGUUCUUUGCUAGCUGUGUGCAGAUGAAGGCGAAUCUCUCUCUGGGCUAUGAGAAAAUCAUGGGACAGCAGGACGAUCGUUAUGCGGUGGAGUGGAAGCAGCAUUAUCAGAAUGUCAGCCAGGAUUGGAUCUACCUCAAUUUCAUGUCCCACUACGACGUUUAUCCGCUGCUCCCGAUGAGGUUGCACUAUAAUACAUCGGGUCGAAAGUUUGAUAUUCUACUCUCGGGACCUUCCAAGGCACUGGCGAAUGUUAAUGAGGAGCAAUUGCAGAAUAUGACACGAGAUUUCGGCAUCAUCGAUGAGCAGAAGCGUAAAGAUUUCCUCUCUAACUUUGCGAAUCUUACGCAAUUUGAACGGAAUCUUACGCAAUUGGCUAAACAUCGCAAUGACACGGAGCAGUUGAAGUUGGGAGAAUUCAUUACCCGCCAUAAGGAGGAUCGCUUGAAUUGGACGCGUUACUUUGAUGUGGCCUUUAAUGGCACACAGAGAUCGUCCUGGCCAGUGAUUAAUCUUCUGGAGGAUGUGGGUGAACUUGUGCACUUCCUGGAACGCACGGAGCUAAAUGUUUUACGCUCUUAUGUCCAACAUCGUGUGCUCAUCAAGUUCUACGAGGUGUGGAAAACAAAGACGAGGAAUGGAACUUUAGCCAGUGAAUGUCGCGUCAUCACUGAGACUUACUUUAAUUAUGCGCUGUUGCCUUGGUUUAUUGAGCAAAACUUUGACAAGGAGCGACGUGCUGAUGUCUUAACUCUAGCCAAGCACAUCAAAGAUACGUUCUAUGAUCUGCUCGAUCAAUACAGCUGGUUGGAUGAUGAGACACGCUCGGAGGCGAAGACGAAGUUAUCAUCAAUGGAUAUUCUGGUUGGUUACAGUGAUGAUCUGCAACAUCGCGAGAUUUUCGAUGCUGUGUACAGUAAUCAGAAUAUGACCAACGAUUGGUAUGAGAAUCUCGUCACGCUUGAGAAGAAUCGAGCGAAAGUCAAGCUACGAUCGGUGGAUAAAGCGUUGAUACCACAAGUUCAAAUGACACGCAUUGCGAAUGCUUACUACGCGGGUUAUUUCAACCAGGCUUUCAUUGCCAUUGGCAUAUCCCAGUGGCCACUUUAUCACGUCGAUUUUCCUGCCGUGCUCAAGUUUGCUGGGAUUGGAAAUAUUGUUGGUCAUGAGAUGGCUCACGGAUUUGACUCGACGCUCUAUCAGUACAACUACGAUGGAAAGAAGGUUAACUGGUGGUCAGCUGCUUCGUUGCGCAACUUCAAGGAACGCUAUCGCUGCUUGGAGUCGCAGUAUAACAAAUACAUUCUGCUGGGAGUGCAGACUAAUGGCACCCUGACAUCGGGUGAUAAUAUUGCCGAUAAUGUGGGUGCUCGAAUGGCGUAUCGGGCCUAUGAGAGGAACAUGGGCAGCAAGGCGUGGCAAAAGAGGCCGCUACAGGGAAUUGAUUACAACAACAAACAGCUCUUCUUUCUCAAGUUCGCUCAAUCCUGGUGCACGGGAGCGGAUAACGCUUCGAAGCUAAGCAAAAUAAAGAGCGAUGAACAUGCCUACGAAGAGUUCCGAGUCAUUGGAACACUUAGCAACAUGCCCGAGUUCAGUGAGGCUUUCAAUUGCAAACUGGGAACGGAUAUGAAUCCGCUCAAGAAGUGUGUUGUUUGGUAG
This is a messenger RNA of Drosophila nasuta, 2034 nucleotides long. RefSeq names its product Neprilysin-like 7 (gene Nepl7). Bases 1 to 2034 code for a protein of 677 amino acids. The transcript has a single exon. The record is from RefSeq and is a predicted model, not a curated record. Lineage: Eukaryota; Metazoa; Arthropoda; Insecta; Diptera; Drosophilidae. Gene Ontology annotation, molecular function: metalloendopeptidase activity. Gene Ontology annotation, cellular component: plasma membrane. Gene Ontology annotation, biological process: protein processing.